This is a messenger RNA of Papaver somniferum (opium poppy), 1919 nucleotides long. RefSeq names its product probable E3 ubiquitin-protein ligase LUL3. The transcript has 3 exons. Lineage: Eukaryota; Viridiplantae; Streptophyta; Magnoliopsida; Ranunculales; Papaveraceae. Gene Ontology annotation, molecular function: ubiquitin protein ligase activity. The record is from RefSeq and is a predicted model, not a curated record. Bases 1284 to 1790 code for a protein of 168 amino acids. Gene Ontology annotation, biological process: protein ubiquitination.
AAAACCUGGAACGAUCUAUCUCACACCCUGUGGUUUCUUCAAAUCUGAGAUUAAGAAUUUUCGACUCUAGAACACACUCGAACGUAACCUGAGUUGAGAUAUGAUGAAGAAACGAUCAAAUCCUCUCUGAAAAUGUUAAAUCGCCUACCAAAUCAUCUCAGAGUUGCAUCCUGUUUUGAAUUCAAGUUUCAGAUCCAAAAAUUUCGAUUUCAAAAUCAGGCUUUAUAUAACAGGAAUCGUUCAAGGGUAAUUAUGGUAUAUGGGAAACUCGCAAAAUCGAGACUCGUCCGUGGUUUUGGACUAACUCGUCCAUGUUUGGACUAAUCUGUUUUGGACGGGUUUUUUUUGGACUAAACUGUAGUGGGCUUCAGAUGGAUGGACUAAAGCGUCCUAUGCCCAGUAAUUUUAGGACCAAACGUCAAUUUCUACUAAAUCGGUCGGGUUAAGGUUUGGACUUUGGGGUUCGGGGUUCACCCUACCCCUUGUUUACCCGCCAACUCGUAAGUUUCAUCGAUGAAAUCCCGAAUGCUUCUUGGAUUCUCAAACAGAGGAAAGCAAAAGAAAGUGAGAUCCAACUUUCUUCAACCACACACCAAAACCCACUUUUACCUUCAUUUUCCACAAAACAAUGAUAACUCUUGCUUGCAAAGUCAUGUUGAUUUUGUUGUUACUGUCCUUCUUUGAUCUGAAGAACUCCUCACUUUUGUUUCUCUCUGACAACCCGCUCACAUGGGAAUUUCAUGGAGUGGUAGUAGAAGAAGAAACAAUGACUUCUUUCAAAACCCAUCUCAAUUCUUCUCUUCUUCAGACCCAUCUCCUCUUUUCCCUCCUCCUCCACCCCAAGGUCCACCACCAAGUUACGUUUUUACAGGAGGAAAUGGUUCGUAUCCUGCACCCCCCUCAUUUCCUCCACCAUUACCGCCACCACCACCUUCUUACCCAUAUUACUACCAGUUUUCUAGUGGGCAUGCUCAUUGUGGGCAACUGAUGGGUCCUGUCAAUUACCACCAACCUUAUUUGGUGAAUGAAGGUAAUGGGCGGAAUGGAUUUAGACCUGUUAUGGUUCCACAACCUCAAAUGACAUUACCACCACCACCUCCUUAUCUGGAUCAUCAAAUGGCAAAGAAGAUUAAGAAUUAUGUUAAUGUACGUAAAGGUUCUAUUAAGAUUCAAAUUGAUGAGAAGAAUCUGGAUUCUCAUUUGGUUUCUUUCACUUUUGAUGCCUUGGUUGAUGGCAGGAAGGUGAAAAGUGUAGGUUCACUCCACUUUAUCCUGAAGUGUAUAUGCCAGUGAGAAUCCCAUUUCAGAAGGGCAGGGGCCAGAAGUUUCAUCAACCAUCAGGAACCGGCAUUGACCUAGGUUUUUUUGAGCUGGAUGAUCUGGCAAAAUCGUCACCAAGUGAAGACGUAUUUCCUCUUGUUAUUUUUGCCGAGGCAUCCUUGCCUUCAGAUGUAGAGCCUGAGCAUGCAUUAUCUAGUGCACAGAUCACUCAAGCCAUCCUAGAGAAGAACAAUGAUGAACCCAAUUUCCAAGUGAAAGUAAUUAAGCAAAUAUUAUGGGUUGGUAAUGCUCGCUAUGAGUUGCGUGAAAUUUAUGGAAUCAGUAACUCAACAGAAGUAGGAUUUGAUGACAGUGAACCAGGGAAGAGGUGUGUUAUAUGCAUGUCUGAACCAAAAGAUACAGCUGUUUUGCCUUGUCGACAUAUGGGAUGUCUAAAUUUAGCUUGUAUAAUGGAUGUCUGUCUAAUGGAGACUUUUUCAAAGAGAAUGAGUAAAUGCAUGCAAAAGUAGUUGCAGAGACGAAGUUGUGAAAUUGUUGUCGAGGUCUACCUGUUUGUGAUGCUCCAAGAGCAUCUUUUAGCAUAGCAGUCACCAAUUUGGGAUGGAAGCUGUAAAAUGGUUCUGGAGGUCUACCUGUUU